Molecule: messenger RNA, 288 nt
Organism: Trypanosoma cruzi
Lineage: Eukaryota; Euglenozoa; Kinetoplastea; Trypanosomatida; Trypanosomatidae
Exons: 1
Source: RefSeq, a predicted model, not a curated record
AUGCUCACUAGGCCAACCCCGAGGGGUGUGCCAGCGCGUGAAAUAAACACGCAAAGAAAAAUCCUUAAAGAAGCGGCAGGGCGUGGCUGUGUGUGUGGCGCUGCGGGUGUCUGCCAGCCCUGGCCGCAAAAACAAAACAAGAGGGAAAGAAAUGUGUGCUCCGCCCCACAGGCCCUCGUCGCACGCCCACACGUCACGGCUCCCUCAGCGCGCCGUUCGUCGCGGCCCCUCCUCAUGCGUGCAGCAGGCGAGGCGCACAGGGCCGUCGUCACGAGCGUGUCGGUGGGU